Messenger RNA from Rhagoletis zephyria (snowberry fruit fly), 2173 nucleotides. RefSeq lists its product as uncharacterized. Gene Ontology annotation, cellular component: nuclear body. Gene Ontology annotation, biological process: positive regulation of DNA-templated transcription. NCBI's taxonomy places the organism in Eukaryota, Metazoa, Arthropoda, Insecta, Diptera, Tephritidae. The record is from RefSeq and is a predicted model, not a curated record.
ACAAAAAGAGAAAUGAAAUAAAUAGUGAAACGAAAUUAAGGGCCAAGCAACAUAAUGAAUGAACCAAACAAACGAACUGCGUAAAGAAAAGGAGGAAGAAAAUGAAAUGGUCAUUAGACUAGUUUUUUGAAAUUGUAAUUAGGUUUGAUGGGGAGCAACUGUGAUGGCGAUGAGGUUUACAAUCAUGCAUACAUACAAAAAACGAAUAUUUGUAUGUACGUAUGUAAAUAUGGCAUUUAUACAAAUGUUUAGUACAAGCAUACUACUUGUCUAUGCAUUAAACUACGUAUGUACAUAUGUACAUAUAUGCGAAAUAAAGCUUAGUGCAGUAGCAGCCCCCAUCUUGUUUCUGGUUAAACUGCGGAGACAACAGCAGCCGCUGACAAGUGUAGCAACUGACGAAAGUAUCGUCGGUGGCAUCUCGCGCCCGGGUUGUCUGAUGCAGAGAGCGCAUCUGCAUCUUCUUCGCUUGUCGGUUUAGUAUACUUGAAUAUCCGCUUUAGUAUAAGUUGUUCACUGCUCCAUGAUGCCAGCUAACCAAAGUGUGCCUUUGCUUACCUUGGCGUACAUCGCGUUGUGUUAAAACUAAUGCAGAGUGUGCCAAUUUCUAAAGCAGAUUGUUUACAAAAUUAAAUCAGCCAAACGUUUCGGCUGCAUAGAAUGUAUUCAAUACAACCACAGUGCUGCAGAGUACAUACAUAUGUACCAUAUAUACAUAUGCAUAUCAUAGCUUUGGUGAAUUAAACUGGUCGAUUUUAAUAAAGCCAUCGCUGUACUGUUCGGGAUCGUGAUAGCGGAGGUUCUUCGAGAAUUCCAUUCUUCCUUUAUGAGACCCAUGUGAAAUGCCUUAUGAAAAAUUCAACAAAAAGCGUCGACAAUGGGAGGAUAAUGGUGUUUUAGAAUUAAUCAAGCUGUGGAAAGUCUGCGCCUAUGAGUUGCGCACCAUAAAACGCAAUGGCCAUUUGUAUGUGGCUAUGGCAAAGCAGUUAACUGCUUUGGGUGUACCUGUGACAGCGCUAGAAGUACAUUUUAAAGUAAAUAACUUAACCCAACGCUACAGACAAGAACAGAAAACCUUCGAAACAACCGGUAUUAUAAGCACGUGGAAAUUCUAUUCACAAGUGGAUGAUGUUUUUAAAAGUUUGGCUGGUCAAGCUGGGUAUAAAGAUAAACGAAUUAUGACGCCUGCUUCAAAUCCGAGUACUCUACCAUCCGCAUCGGAAUCCCCAGUGUGGAAAAAUCAAAUGACUCAACAAGAAUUUAAUAGUAAUAAUUCCGAAGGAUUUUAUAAAUCUGAAUAUGGCAUGCACCGACAGUUUAUAGAUCACACCCAACCGCCACCCAAUCAAAACAACGAUGUGAACUUUAUGGCCUCCACAGCCGCUGCGGCGGCUGUUGCUGCAGCUUCAGCGCAACUUAAUACAGCACCUAAUAACACAAAUGGUGUUUUACCUAACUACAAUAAUAACAAUAAUAACAACAACAUCAAAAUUAAAAAACCGUCUGAAGAAUAUGAUAAAUUUGUGGACAUUGUCAAAAAUAUUGUCGAUAAUCACAAGGCCACUCCGGAUAAAGUUGAUACAUUUGGAGACUUUAUUAAAUCGUACAUGAGACGUUGGCCAGACCGGUUGCAGGAUGAAGCCAUAAAUCACAUAACUAAUUAUGUUAUUGUUAAAAACAUGGAGAAUUCGAUGAAUAAUGGCGGGGAUAGUGUAAACAAUAGACAAUAAUACAAGGCAGCUUAGAAUUUAGGUUGAAUUAUAUACUGAUUGAUCUAUCAGAAUGUUAUGUGCAUGUGUAGCCUUAGUUUUGGUUUUAAGUACAUCUAAAAACGUUACUUAAUUUAGGGUUCAUAUUUCUUCUUGAUUUAUACAUAUUUCUUUCUUGGUUUAUAGAUUUAAAAUUCUUUUAUUGGAUAGUAGGAAAACUAUAUAUAAAAUAUUGCGAUUUAAUGCAUUCAAAAUGUACUAUCAAUUUCUUCGUAAGCUUGAUUCACUUAUGUUUUUAAUAUCUUCUUACAUUAUUUUCUUAUACGUAUUUAAGAAAAAUAUUUAACGUUAAUAGAUUUUAUUGGAAUACUGGAGUGUUUUUAACUAUUAUAACCUAAGUUUAAAUGAAUGUGUUAAUUUUAAAUUGAUAUGGAAAUAAAAAAUCUACCCAUAAAGGUUUUAUU